AUGUGGGUGUCUUCGAGACCUCCAACGGGAGUCAGGGUGAACGGGCAACCGAUCGAACUCGUCGAUGAGUUCUGUUAUCUGGCAUUUAUGCUGAAGAACAACGGCAGCUACAAGUGUGGUAUACAGCAGAGUCAACUUUCGUCGCCCACGAAGCCUGCUGCGAGUUUGUUCAUCCGCAAUUCGCACCAUCACGAUGAAAGGAAGCAACUUGGACACUUCUUCGCUACUUGUAGGCUAGGAUAUAGCACAAUGAAGAUCUUUAUGCAGAAGUCGAUGUGGAGACCAGGAAAUCACCUUGUUCAACGAUAUCUUAUGUUCAACGGAUUCAAGUUGAAAGAGGACACCUGGAUGGAAACGGGAGUUCUGGACUGA
Necator americanus (New World hookworm) is the source of this 372-nucleotide messenger RNA. RefSeq lists its product as uncharacterized. Bases 1 to 372 code for a protein of 123 amino acids. The record is from RefSeq and is a predicted model, not a curated record. The transcript is spliced from 4 exons. Lineage: Eukaryota; Metazoa; Nematoda; Chromadorea; Rhabditida; Ancylostomatidae.